CAUGCGACACGAGACACAGAGAAUCUGGAUCUCACUCCGACUGGCGUGGAAGUUGCGCGGACGAAUUCGGCCGCUGGCGGAUCGUUUCCCCCAAGGUCAAUUUUCGCACAGGCGACGUGCGCACACAGGCGAGAAGGCGGGCGAUUGUCGUGCAUGGUCAUCGUUGCUUGGGUUAAAGCGACACAAGAACACCCGAACCCGAUCGUCCAUGCAUGAUCAGGCUGGCGACAAUUCCCCUACCAACGUAUCCUAUAACUUUCGCCACGCAUUCUAGACUCCAUACUCAUGUUGUAAUUGUCUCCGUUCGUGCUCUUUCCUCCUGCAUCAGUCGCCUUCCUUUCAUAAGCUCCGCUUCGCUCUCGGUGAGCGCCACUGUCGGCGCACUCGGCGGUUCGCCAUUCGUGGCCACAGGUGCCAUGGUCGAGACCCCAGUUCAUAAAAGCCACACUCAACUCGUCAUCGACCUUAGCUCCGUCCUGAUCAAAAAAUUGUGGGCGAAAAUUUGGUGUGUGGUGUGGACGUCAGAGAUGACGACCGAACAUCAUAUCGCGACUGGGUGGGUCUCGAGGAUGAUGUCCUCUCCGAUGAGCCCGCAACUCAGCGCUCUGCUGCAUGUUCAUCUCAGACUCAUUCGGCUCGGCGAUUCCCUUGAGAAUGCCUUCAACAUCAAUCCCCUGCUGGAAUGCAAGCAGCCCAUCCUCAUGGACUCAUGACCAUCCCGUGCGAUAUCACGCCAUCUCGCCACGGAUUACUGGGCGCUGGUUGCUCGACAGUAGACAUGCAGUAUGCCCGAGGUAGCGACCUUGUUCGAUGGCGUCGAAAGGUGUUGAGAUGAAGUAGUCGAUUGUAAGAGAAUACAUGGGCAUUCUUCAAUUCUUCGCAAAAAAAAAUCACGCGCGGCUAUCUCCGAGUUAUCUCCAUGGAAAUGAGGGCAAAAUUUAUUAGGAAGCGUUUGUCUCCACAGGCACCCUGUAAUGAACAGGGCACUCC
Messenger RNA from Dissoconium aciculare CBS 342.82, 990 nucleotides. RefSeq lists its product as uncharacterized. The record is from RefSeq and is a predicted model, not a curated record. The transcript has 2 exons. Bases 213 to 713 code for a protein of 166 amino acids. Lineage: Eukaryota; Fungi; Ascomycota; Dothideomycetes; Mycosphaerellales; Dissoconiaceae.